AUGUCGAAUGAAGAUUUAAUCAAUUUCGUUUUGAAUUCUCCACCAUGCAAUAAAUCGCAUAGUGAAGAUGAUGAAAAUGGACAUCAUGCACCAUAUAAACUCAUGUUUCUAUUCUUUAUUUUAUUCAUUGGUUGUCUCUUCAAAACAAUGUUUGCUCCAUUGCGUAUUCCCUACACAGGACUUAUUUUACUUCUUGGCUUUAUUGGUGGUAUACUUUUCAAUACUUUUAGCACUGACGAGACAUUUCUUCGUAUCACAACUGAAUCACCGGAUUUACUCGUGGCAAUCUUUCUUCCAACAUUAGUUUUCGAAUUAGCUUAUCGCAUUGAAUAUCAUGCAUUUAUGAAAUCAUUCUAUUCGAUUCUAAUCAUUUCAACUAUUGCUUAUUUCGUAUCAAUAUUCUGUAUUUCUCUUAUGAAUAGAUAUCUCUUCUUCUUCCAACACUGGACUUUUCUACAAUGUUUAAUCUUAGGCAUUAUUGUCAGCGCAACGCGACCAGUCACGCUUAUGCGUCAAAUAGACUAUGGUAAAACAAAACGAUUAAAUAUAUUUCUCGAAGGUGAAGCUAUGAUUAAUAACAAUUUAGCAAUAAUUAUGUUUACUGGAAUGAAAAGUUUCGUUGUUAACGAUGAACUUUGGGAUGCAAUGAAAUUUUUCAAAACUAUCUCAAUAGCCUUGAUUGGAGGUAUUGGGCUUGGUGGUAUCGCUGGAUUCUUACAAAUUCUUGGUUUACCUUACUUCUAUGAUGAUCCAAUCAGUGAAGUAACGAUUACUAUCGCAGUACCUUAUAUGCUCUAUUGGCUAUGCGAACAAAUGAAUUGUUCUGGAGUGGUUGCCAUUGCUAUUCUUGGUCUUUUGUUAUCAAAUUAUAAGACAGCAAUUAGUUCCGAAGCGACAAUCUUCAUGGAAAAACUUUGGGACAUGCUAACAUUGAUUGCCAACACAGUUAUAUAUCUACUAACUGCGCUGACUGUCGCAGAAUUGAUCAAACCCAGUGUACAAAUUUCAUUCGAACCCAAUACGAUCUUCCUUGAAAUAGGACUUGCUGCGAUCAACUACUUAUUCUGUUAUUUGAUCAGAUUUGGAAUUCUGACGGUUUUAACAUUGUCUACAAAAUUCUGUACAGUGUAUCAUUUUUCAUGGAAGGAAGGUUUAUUAGUGACGAUGGGUGGUUUCAAAGGAUCGAUAUGUUUGUUACUUUCAUUGGCAUUUGCAAGUGAAUUAAAACUUGUUCAUCGUCAUCAGUCUGCAUCGAAAUUCAAAUAUGAAAUUUUACUUCACACGACAAUCGUUGUCUUUCUUUCCAGCUGCAUCAAUUCCACUUAUUCAUUUCUAUUGAAAAUCUUAGAUUUUACAUCAAUAUCUCCGACGAAGUAUCUUUAUAUGACACAAUGUGUUGAGUCGUUGCGAAGUCUUGUACACGAUAAAAUGCGAUGGUUAAAACAAAAUAAGUACUUAGCGAACGCUGAUUGGAUAUUCAUCGAAACGAAUUUCCGAAUUGAAAACCCGCAUACACCUUCGAAUGAAAAUACACACGCAGUUAUUCAUCCUCAGACAACGGCAAUUGAAUUUAAUCGAACUGAAUACGAGGAUCUAUUCGAAGAAGCAAGAAUUCGUAUUAUCAAUAUUCAAAAAACAAGCUUUUGGAGACAAUAUCGUGAUUAUGAAAUUUCCACUGAAAGUGUUCGCAUUCUUUCGUCAUUGAGUGACUUUGCAAUGGAUAGGAAAGGAGAAUACAUUAGUGUUGAUCAGUUAAAAUAUUAUUACGAACCACGAACACUUGACUUUGUAUGGAAAUAUUUGGGAAGACUAGUGAAGAAAAUACACAUGCAAAUUGAUGAUGAUUGGAGAAAAUAUCAAAAGAUUCCUGAAGAUAAAUGGCGUUUACUCUGCUUUACUAUUGUCAAUCAUCGACGAUUCUUUUGGUUCAUCAUAUGUGUCAUACUUCUAAAUGUUGUAUUAGCAAUCAUUCGUAUUGCUUUGAAUGUAUCCAAUGAAGUUCAUUUUAUUUUAACGAUCAUUCAAAGUGUUUUUGUUGUUAUUUAUCUAUUCGAAUCGAUAGUAAAAAUGUAUACAUUUGGUAUACGAGCUUACUUUCGUACAUGGAUUGAUUAUCGAAUUGAAUUAAUUCUGCUAAUAUUCGCUGCGGGAGAAUGUAUUUUCGAAUAUUAUCAUUCAGCAAAUUCGAUUUUCAUUUCUCGUCGAACUUGGUCGAUUCUUCAAAUAUUAAUUCUGAUUCAAAUCUUUCGUUUUAGUCGACUAUUUCAAUCUGUAAUCGCUUAUUUGAAUACUCUUCUCGAACGACUAGCGAAUCGUUACGUGACACGUUCGUUGGAAUUAUGUCGAGCAUACAUUACCAGUGAAGAUGAUGUUCUUUCGAAACUACGCCGAAUUAUCGAAAUCGAUCAAAUCCGAGAACAGUUUCAUCAGGAAUCCAUUCGACGACGCGAUGAAAUAAUCACGGAAUUAACUUUCAUUCAACGUGAAUAUCCAAAUGUAUCUGCAAGCGUUAAGACAAAUGCAACGAUUCAAAAACUACUGAAUUACUCUAAAAACAUGAUUCAUCACAUGACAAGCAAAGGAUUACUUGGAGAAAAUGAAGCACAUCGAUUGACUGAAAAUAUCAACCAACGAUUACAUACGAAUCUUGUACCGCCAGUUUUAUCCUUUCCUAUUCCAUUGAAUUUUUUAUACGUAUUUCCAUGGCUUCAUGACCCUGAUGUACUCGAAUACAUCUUAAGUCGUCUACAUGUUCAGUUAUUCUCUUUAAAUGAGUACAUUUACAAAGUGAAUAACGAUGCCCAAGCGAUAUAUUUCAUCACGGCCGGAUAUGUCGAAACGGUUCGAAGUACAUCGAAGUCACAUAAUGUUCUCUCAACUGAAAAGAAUGUUUCGUUUCCACAAAAAUUUCAAAGUGCGAAUGAUCAAGUUUUCGAAAGAAAAUCAUUCGGUAAUGAAGAUUUAUUUCAAUGGUCAGACGAUGAAUCAAAUACAAAAGAUCGAAGCAUUUUUGCUCAUCUCAAUAUUGAUGAUUCAAUACUCAAUUUAUUUCCAGAAAAAGACUCAACUCUUGUACAUCGUAUGUUGCAUGCGCCAGGUGAUAUUCUUGGUCAAAUCGAUCUGCUUAAUGGACAAAAAUAUACAGAAACAUGUAAAUGUGUCACCAAUACUCUUAUUUGGUAUUUAAAGUCGAAUGAUCUCUUCGAUCUCAUCGAACGUUUUCGUCACUUACGAAUCUUAGAAAAACUAUGGCAUUACACCGCCUUACAAUUAGCAGAAGCGACUCUUUUCGAAUAUUUGAAUACCAUACCAUACAAUACAACAGAACAAGAAUACAUUCAUAUUUAUGGCCAUUUAAAACGAGCUUUUCUCAUACCUGAAUCAUAUUUACUCGAACAUGAAAUUAUCUAUUCAUCUCAUGAACUUAUUCUUAUUCAGGGUCAACUACAAAACAUUGUUUCAUCACUGAUCUACACAGCACCUUGUUUUAUUCAGAUCGAAUUUGGUCAAUGUGGUUUAAAGCCUCUCAAUAUCUCCGAAGCUAAAAUACUCGUUCUUAGAAGUCCUCAUCCAGCACAACACGAUGAAUUUCUUCAAGCAAAUGACCUACCAGAUCUAUUCACACAUGUUAUCUAUGAUGAUAAAUUAAACAUUUUUCUUCCACGUAUUGAUUCCAAUUAUAAACAUGUUAUUCCGACCUCGAAUACAGAUGGAUCAAGUUCUGAGAUGUCGAAGAAAACAUUACUUGGCCGAUUUUUAGAAAGUUUACCGAAAUUUCAACGACGGGCAAUGAAUUCAUAA
Molecule: messenger RNA, 3801 nt
Organism: Adineta ricciae
Lineage: Eukaryota; Metazoa; Rotifera; Eurotatoria; Adinetida; Adinetidae
Source: the annotation of a GenBank genome assembly